CCGAGUGUUGGGGGGAUGGCCAAGGAGGACACCGCCUGGAAAAGAACGCUAGCUUGGUCCUCCGGCGCUCACUGCCCACAGCCGUUUCUCGAAUCGUCUGCGCUCCGGGACCGAGCGGUCGUCUCUCUUGCCUCUCACGUCCUAAAAGAGUUCAACAUGAUGGGGAACGUCAAUACAAGCAUCCUCCUGUUUGGUCUCCUGGUCCUGGCGAUGUUCUGGAGCCAAGGUGGUGCUCUGAAAUGCUACCAGUGUGACGUUGCUACAACAGGAUUCUGUACCGAGAAAGUCACUUGUAAACCUGAGGAAGACACGUGCCUUUGGUUUAUAUCGUAUGGAAAAAAUUUCCAAAGAUGUUGGAAAUAUAAUGAAUGCCACAUAGAUGAUAUUGGAAAAGCCGGUUCUGAAGUUUCCAAAUAUCACUGCUGCCAACAUGACUUUUGCAAUUCUGCAGGGAUGAGGAUCACACUCAGCAAAGCAUCCAUGAUUUCUGGGCUACUGAUGGUGCUGGUUAUGAGCUUCCUAUUUUAAUUGAGUGGAAAGCUAAAAGUCCUGAGGAACAAGAUGUGUGAGGGGGGGAGUGGGAGUGGGGGGUAACAAUG
Messenger RNA from Antechinus flavipes (yellow-footed antechinus), 599 nucleotides. It is a transcript of the gene CD59, whose product is annotated as CD59 molecule (CD59 blood group). Lineage: Eukaryota; Metazoa; Chordata; Mammalia; Dasyuromorphia; Dasyuridae. The transcript has 4 exons. The record is from RefSeq and is a predicted model, not a curated record. The coding region runs from base 16 to 528 and encodes 170 amino acids.